AUGGACUCGUUCAACUCAGCUCCUGAAACAAACCUGACGUUUGUGCGUCCUGCGUAUUUCAUAAUCCGGGGGUUCGUUGACAUUCCCGAUAUCAAGUAUUACUAUGUGUUCCUCUUCUUUGUCUAUAUCAUGUCAGUGCUGGGAAACGCGGCAGUGAUGGCUCUGAUAUGCCUGGACCAUCACCUGAGGACCCCCAAGUACGUGGCCGUGUUCAACCUGGCCUUCGUGGACGUGUUCGGCAGCUCCGCUCUGGUGCCCAAGGUCCUCGACGUCUUCCUGUUCGACCAUCCCAGAAUCCCCUUCAGCGACUGCCUGGCCUUCAUGUUCUUCUGCUUCACCUGCCUCUGGGUGCAGUCCUUCAACCUGGUGGCGCUGUCCUACGACAGGCUGGUGGCCAUCAUGUUCCCUCUGCACUAUCCGGUGAAGGUCACCCACCGCUUCAUGUUUUCGAUGAUCGCCUCCUUCUGGCUCUUCGUUAUCGUUGCUCAUGUCAUUGCUGUUGGUUUUCUCACCCGACUGUCCUUCUGUGACUCUGUGGUCCUUAACAGCUACUUCUGUGACCAUGGCCCAUUGUUCCGCCUGGCCUGCAAUGACUUUACCCCCAGCCUGGUUAUUGCGCGGUUGAUAACGGUUCUCACCCUUUGGAUCCCUCUGGUUUUCAUCUUGUUAAGUUACCUCUGUAUUGGCUAUGCACUGUCUAAAGUCGCCACAGUUCAAGAGAGAGUGAAGGCCGUUAAAACCUGCACGGCCCAUCUUUCAUUGGUGAUAAUCUACUUCAUCCCAAUAUUAGUCACAUUCACUAUGAAUACGAAUAUUCACCCAAAUGCCAGAAUCAUAAACCUGUCGCUGACCUCGGUUUUUCCUCCCAUGCUCAAUCCAUUCAUCUACGUCCUGCAGACGCAAGAAAUAAAAGCAUCGGUGAGAAAAAUAGUAAAAAUGAGAAAACGAUCCAAGAUAACAAUGAGGAAAGUGAUGCUAAAAUGA
This is a messenger RNA of Betta splendens (Siamese fighting fish), 984 nucleotides long. Its product is annotated as olfactory receptor 6C4-like. The transcript has a single exon. The record is from RefSeq and is a predicted model, not a curated record. Gene Ontology annotation, cellular component: membrane. Lineage: Eukaryota; Metazoa; Chordata; Actinopteri; Anabantiformes; Osphronemidae. Gene Ontology annotation, molecular function: olfactory receptor activity; G protein-coupled receptor activity. Gene Ontology annotation, biological process: G protein-coupled receptor signaling pathway. The coding region runs from base 1 to 984 and encodes 327 amino acids.